CCUUUUCAUUUGCUCAUGCAAAUUGAUUACGUUACGUUUAAGUUCCUAACGAUUCCACUUGGUUCCUUGACAAUUGUCUGCGAGCAGCUUGAAGCCAUGGCAGGUUUAUUCCACCACAAGAGAAUCAGAUGGUCGGGAGUUCUUCAGAUUCUCCUUGGCUUGUUCAUAGUGGCAGUAGGUAUUGCUGAUAGGUUCCAUUUAACUGGAUACACGAGUGGCUUUCCGGCAAGAUAUUGUCUUGCCAUUUGGAUGGGCAUUUGGAUCUUCAUAACUGGAGUGAUCGGUCUAUGUAUUACUUUGCGUGACACAUACAGCCCGAUAAAAAAGUCUGAGGUCAUUGCCUAUUUAGUUUUCAUCAUCAUAUCCAUUAUCUUCGCUAUCGCCCUGAUCGCCUGUUACAGCGUCAGUAUUGGUUUUAUCGCAUACCAGGAAGGCAGCUGCAAAGGUGUCGGCGACCCCGCAACAUGUCCUGUGCAAAGUUCCCAAGGGAUGGUCACCGUGGAGAGAGAAUGUGACAUCCGCAUCAAAUUGGCUGCAAUCAUCUUGUUUCUGAGUGUCCUUGAGAUCCUGGCAGCUCUUUGGGCCAUCUACAGUUGCGUUCCUAAGAAGAAACACACUGAACCAGUAGAACCGGUGCAGCUGCUGCAAGAAGGGGAGCUGUCCUACGCGCACGUGGACCUGAAGCCACGACCAGUGUCAAUCAUUUUGUUGUCAAACCAGGAACCGGCUGAAGCUCCUUCUUCGAAUAUCUGAAGAACACUCUGUGUGUAAUUUAUCUUACAUUUGUUAUUGUUAUUAAAAUGACAGGAAAAGAGACACCUUUCGAGUUACAAAUAGCGCAGCGAGCUGAUUCUAAAAAUAGCUUAAAGAUUCGGACAAACAUUGCAUUCUGUUUAACCGCUACGAGGAUUAUACGAACCGAUUUUAUGAUUUUUACUUAAAGUUACAAUAAUAACCCAUGUAAACUAAGA
Actinia tenebrosa (Australian red waratah sea anemone) is the source of this 971-nucleotide messenger RNA. RefSeq lists its product as uncharacterized. The record is from RefSeq and is a predicted model, not a curated record. NCBI's taxonomy places the organism in Eukaryota, Metazoa, Cnidaria, Anthozoa, Actiniaria, Actiniidae. Gene Ontology annotation, cellular component: membrane.